Messenger RNA from Heteronotia binoei (common prickly gecko), 8361 nucleotides. It is a transcript of the gene UBR1, whose product is annotated as ubiquitin protein ligase E3 component n-recognin 1. Lineage: Eukaryota; Metazoa; Chordata; Lepidosauria; Squamata; Gekkonidae. Gene Ontology annotation, molecular function: zinc ion binding; ubiquitin protein ligase activity. The coding region runs from base 179 to 5443 and encodes 1754 amino acids. Gene Ontology annotation, cellular component: ubiquitin ligase complex; cytoplasm. The record is from RefSeq and is a predicted model, not a curated record. The transcript is spliced from 47 exons. Gene Ontology annotation, biological process: ubiquitin-dependent protein catabolic process via the N-end rule pathway; protein ubiquitination.
UGAGCAUGCGCAACUCAUACGCGCCUGCUCAGUUUUAAGCAGGGACCAGCGUCGCCGAGGUUCUGGCACAAAGCUCUGGGUCAAGUUUUCCGAAUCCAGCUCUCCCCUCCUGCCCCUGCAGCUGGUUUCCGGUCGGGCUGUGGUGGGGCCCAGCUCGAAGACUGUCAGGUUUCCUAAGAUGGCGGACGGAGGCGAUGGAACCGGAGAGGUGACUGGUGCUGGCGGCGCUGCCCCCAUGAAGCCCCCGGACUUUGCUAGGUGGUGGGAUGAAAAGAUGGAUUUUCACACUGCCUUUCUUCAACAUUUGGCAAAAGUUGUUCCAGACAUUUAUUUUGAUGAAAUCGAUCCUUUGCUGGAGAGGGAGGAGGAACUAGCUCAGAUGAAUAUACUCUAUUCUCUAGAGUGGUAUCUGUUUGGGGAAGACCCAGAUGUUUCUCUGGAGAAAUUAAGACAAAAUAGCACCCCUCAACUCUGUGGAAAGGUGUUCAAAAUGGGAGAGACGACAUAUUCCUGCAGGGAUUGUGCAAUUGAUCCAACUUGCGUACUUUGUGUGGAUUGUUUCCAGAACAGCAUUCACAAGAAUCACCGUUAUAAGAUGAACACUUCAACAGGAGGAGGAUUUUGUGACUGUGGGGAUACAGAAGCAUGGAAGGCUGGACCACUGUGUGCAAAUCAUGAACCUGGAGUAGCUGGUGCUAUGAAGGAGACCUCUGAAUGUCAACUGAAUGAAGAGCUAAUGGCACAAGCAAGGAAAAUCUUCCCAUCAGUGAUAAAAUAUAUUGUAGAUAUGACUGUUUGGGAGGAAGAGAAGGAGUUGCCUUUAGAACUAAUGACUAGUGCACAGAAGAUGGACAAAUAUUACUGUGUCCUUUUCAAUGAUGAGCAUCAUUCUUAUGAUCAUGUUAACUACAGUCUGCAAAGAGCUCUUGGUUGUGAGCUUGGAGAGGCACAGUUGUAUACAAAUGCUAUAGAUAAAGAGGGUCGGAAGGCUGUUAUGAAAGGGACAUAUGUUGCUUGUCAGGAAGCCAAAGAAGAAAUAAAGAAACAUUCAAAAAACGUUUCCCAGCAUCCUCUUACUGUGAAGGUUCUUCAUGCUAAUGUAAUGUCGCAUCAGAAAUUUGCUUUGCGUCUUGGUUCCUGGUUAAAUAAACUUAUGAACUAUUCAAGUGACUUUCGCCAGAUUUUCUGUCAAACAUGUCUAAAACAGGAAAUUGAUUCAGAGAAACCUUGUCGAAUAAGCACACUGAUGCUUUGGGAUGCAAACCUGUAUAAAGGAGCAAGAAAGGUCUUACAUGAAUUAAUCUUCAGCAGUUUUUUCAUGGAAAUGGAUUACAAAAAACUUUUUGCUAUGGAAUUUGUUAAGUAUUACAAAACACUACAGAGAGACUACAUCAGGGAUGACCAUGAGAAGCAGAUCUCCGUGACAGCAUUUUCAGUUCAAAUUUUCACCGUUCCUACAUUGGCACGCCAUCUCAUUGAAGAGCAAAAUGUAAUCACUGUCAUAACAGAGACUCUGCUUGAAGAGCUGCCAGAAUAUCUGGACAAAAAUGGCAAGUUCAAUUUCCAGGGUUACAGCCAAGAGAAACUAAGCAGAGUGUAUGCAGUCAUAUGUGACCUCAAAUACAUUUUGAUCAGUAAGCCUACAGUAUGGACAGAAAAGCUGCGGGAACAAUUUUUGGAAGGGUUCCAGUCUUUCCUGAAGGUUCUGUCUUGCAUGCAGGGAAUGGAAGAAAUAAAAAGGCAAAUUGGUCAACACAUUGAAGUGGAUCCUGACUGGGAAGCAGCCAUUGCUAUUCAGAUGCAGUUGAAGAAUGUUCUCUUGAUGUUUCAGGAAUGGUGUGCUUGUGAUGAAAAGUUGUUGGUGACAGCUUACAAGGAAUGCCAUGCAGCAGUAGUGAGAUGUAGUCCAAAUAGCUGUUCAAGGGAGAAGACAGUAAUUCAUUUAUGUGGCCAUACUCUGGAAAGUAAAUAUUUCAAAGUCUCUGCAGAUCCUGUCAGCAUUCAUCUACCGUUGUCCAGAAUGCUUGCUGGUCUGCACAUACAGUUGAUCAAAACUGGAGCGAUCUUUAGAGUACAUGAAUUUAUAUCUUCUGAUAAAUUCCAAGUGCAGCUUCUAGUAGAAUAUCCUUUACGUUGUCUAGCAUUGGUUGCUCAGGUUGCUGCAGAAAUGUGGAGAAGGAAUGGAUUAUCUUUGAUUAGCCAGAUGUUUUAUUAUCAAGAUGUUAAAUGCAGAGAAGAAAUGUUUGAUAAGGAUAUAGUCCUGCUUCAGGUUGGUGCAGCAUAUAUGGAUCCAAACAGUUUUCUGUUGCUGGUACUCCAACGAUAUGAACUACUUGAUGCCUUUAAGAACAUCAUGCCAACAAAAGAUCAGGACUUGAAUAAACAGUGCAACACACUAAUAGAAGAAAUGCUCCAAGUUCUUAUCUAUGUUGUAGGAGAAAGAUAUGUACCAGGUGUCAGUCAUGUGACAAAAGAUGAUGUUACUGUGAGAGAAAUUAUCCAUUUGCUCUGUAUUGAACCAAUGGCUCACAGUGCUAUUGCAAAAUCUUUACCCAAAGAUGAAAACAAUGAGACUGGUAUGGAGAGUGUCAUACACAAAGUGGCCUUAUUCAAAAAGCCAGGUGUAUCGUGCCAUGGAGUUUACGAACUGAAAGAUGAGUGCCUCAAAGAAUUUAAUAUGUUCUUUUACCAUUAUACUAAGACUCAGCACAGCAAGGCUGAACAUAUGCAAAAGAAAAGAAGAGUACAGGAAAACAGAGAUGAAGCACUGCCACCUCCAACACCUCCUGAAUUCAGUGCUGCUUUCAGAAAUGUGGUAAAAAUUCUAAACUGUGAUAUCAUGAUGCAUAUUCUGAGAACUAUUUUGCAAAGAGCACUAGAGCUGGAAAGCCAUCUGUGGACUGAAGUAAUGAUCCAAAUGGUUCUUCACCUCCUUGCUUUGGGUUUAUUGGAAGAAAAACAGCAGUUAGAGAAGGUUCCAGAAGAAGACACCUUUGACUUCUACCAUAAAGCAUCAAGAAUGGGAAGCUCUGCUUUGAACGCAAUGAAUAUAUUAAUGAUUUUGGAAAAACUGAAAGGAAUUCAACAGCUAGAAUCCCAAAAGGAUAUGGUCAAUUGGGUACUGCAAAUGUUUGAAACAAUAAAACGUCUGAGAGAGAAGUCUACUUUGCCAGCAAUUGCUACUUCAUCUGCAUUAGAAUCUACAAAAGUCCAUGAGGUACAAAGCACUCAGGACAAGGAAAAGGCAGAGAGGAAAAGGAAGGCAGAAGCAGCUAGACUACAUCGCCAGAAGAUCAUGGCCCAGAUGUCUGCCUUGCAGAAGAAUUUCAUUGAAACUCACAAACUGUUAUAUGAGAAUACACAAGAAAUACAAGGAAGAGAUGUUAUGGAAGAAGAAAGUUUACUGCCAACCACGGAUUAUUCCAGAAUUGUCUUGGGGCCCCAGAGAGGUCCAUCCUUUACAGAAAAAGAGAUGUUGACAUGUAUCUUGUGUCAGGAAGAACAGGAAGUAAGGCUGGAUAGCACUGCCAUGGUUCUAUCUGCCUGUGUCCAGAGAUCUACUACCUUAACCCAGAACAGGGGAAAAGUGCUUGAACUUCCAGUAGAUCCUCUCUUCAUGGAUAUUGAUUUAUCAUGUGGAAUUCAUACAGGAAGUUGUGGUCAUGUGAUGCAUGCUGCUUGCUGGCAGAAAUACUUUGAAGCCAUUCAGCUAAACUCCCGGCAGCGUCUUCAUGUUGAGCAGGUUUUUGACUUAGAAAAUGGAGAAUAUCUCUGCCCACUCUGCAAAUCCCUGUGCAACACUGUGAUUCCUAUUAUUCCUUUGCAGAUACAGAAGAUAAACAGUGAAGAUGCAGAAUUGGUGGCUCAGCUUCUGCCUUUGUCAAAGUGGAUUGAGAUUGUUAUGGCCAGGAUAUAUGGUUACAGCAAGAAGGGUCAUCAAGAAGAAAAGCAAACCUUUCUAUGCAGUAAAGAAAUAGAAAAUUCUUCAUCAGACUUCCAUUCUAUUCUCAGCUUUGGAGUUCAGCCUUUAGACAGAUAUUCUAAUAGUAUCAAAGAGAUGGUUGUUCUAUUUGCCACCGCAAUUUACAGAAUUGGAUUAAAGACUGCUCCAAAUGAAGCCGAUCCACGCAUUCCUAUGAUGACCUGGAGCACAUGUGCUUUUACCAUCCAGUGUUUAGAAAAUCUUCUUGAAGAUGAGGGCAAGCCUUUAUUUGGAAGUCUACAAAACAGACAGCACAGUGGUCUUAAAGCACUAGUGCAGUUUGCAGCUGCUCAGAGAACUACGUUACCACAAACCUUGAUCCAGCAGCAUCUUGUACGUCUCCUGGGAGUUGUUCUGCCUGGUUUAAAAGUAGAAGAUACUCCAUCCUUUCUUGAUAUAGAUUUGUUUCAUGUUUUGGUUGGUGCUAUAUUAUCAUUUCCAUCUUUGUAUUGGGAGGAUACUGUAGACCUACAACCUUCAUCUAUUAGCUCUGCCUGUAAUCAUCUUUACCUUUUCCAUUUGGUUACCAUGGCACACAUUACGCAGAUUAUUCUCACAUCUACAAUAGCCAUUUCGUGCUCAGAAUAUCCCUCUACUCAGGUACAGGAAGACAGUGAAGAGGCACAUGCUGCAGAUUCUUUUAGUAAAGAAAUUUGCAGAUACACAAAUGGUUGGUAUAGACCGACUGUUCCGGGCUGGUAUUUGUGGGAUUGUAUAAAGAAGGGAAUUUCAUCCUACUUGCGUAGUGCUGCUCUGUUCUUCCACUAUUUGCUGGGGGUGCCACCACCUGAGGAGCUUUUGUUGGUUUCUGAGGAAAGUCACUUCAAGGCACUUUGUGGCUAUUUGUCUCUACCCACCAAUCUGUUUUUGCUUUUCCAAGAACACUGGAAUGUAGUAGAGCCCCUGCUCCAGAGGUGGUGUGCAGAGCCUGCUGUACUGAGCUUUCUAAUGGGGGAACGUACUACAAUCAGAUAUCCAAGGAAAAGAAAUAAAUUAGUUGAGCUCCCAGAAGAUUACAGCUGCCUUUUGAAUCAAGGCUCCCAGUUCAGAUGCCCUCAGUCUUCAGAUGAUGAGCCAAAGUACCCAGUUAUGUGUUUGUUCUGUGGAGCUAUGUUGUGUUCUCUAACCUGCUGUCAGGAGAUGGUGAAUGGGGAAGAGUUUGGACCCUGUACGUUCCAUUCUGCUGAUUGUGGAGCUGGAGUAGGCAUCUUUCUGAAAAUUAAGGACUGCAGACUUAUGCUAAUGGCAGGAAAAAAUAGAGGUUGUUUUUAUCCUGCACCAUACCUAGAUGAAUAUGGAGAAACAGACCCAAAUCUGUCAAGAGGCAAUCCUCUGCAAUUGUGUCAUGAACGGUACCGGAAACUCCACUUGCUGUGGCAGCAGCACUGCAUCAUAGAGGAAAUUGCUCGGAACCAGGAGACAAAUCAGAUUUUCUUUGGAUUCAACUGGCAGCUGAUCUGAGUAGCAGUUUCUUCUAGAUGGGAUUACUAAGACUGAGUCUCUUGACCAAGCAUACAAGAAGUAACGAGAUUUGUUUUAUGGAGAAAAGCUCAGCCCAGGCUCAUGUAUUAAAAUUAAUCACUUCUAAGCAAGUUUAACCUGGUGUGGAAAACACACAGACACAACUUUCCAAAUAUGAAUUUUGAACUAGAACUACAAAUGGCUAGGUUCAAUAGAUAUGGAAUGGCCAGUAGACAUUUUUUGCUGAAGCUAGUUUUCCACUUGAUUCUGUCCUUUGUAUAAUUUCAGUACCCCAAGCCACUUUUUGCCAUUCUUAGAUGUGAUCUUAAUCCCAAUAAAGGAUCAGUAAGCUUUCUCUGAGUGUAAGCAGCAGUUCAAAAAAAUUACAUGUGACCUUUUAAAUGGCCUCAGUGCAUCUGGAUGUAAGAGCAGUGUACUUGGAUUUACCUAAUGUCUCCUUUCUCCAUAUCUGGUUUCUUCCUUCAGCUUAGCAGUACUUGAAAAGUCUGUGAUUAAUCUUUGGGGGAGAAAUAUUUUCAGACAUUGUGUAAAUUAUAACUGUAAUCCAAGUAUGAAGCAGUGCAAUGGGAAGUACACUACACAGGUUGCCCUGUGAAAUUUAAUUAAAAUAAUUUGGAAAAGUUAAAUGUGAGUGCCAGUUCACUCUUUAAAUCAAUGGAAAAGUAAAAAACACUUCCAGUUGGUUUUGAACAUUGUUUUGGCAUUGGUAUAAAUAUAGUCCCACUAAUAUUUCAUGUCUCUGUAAUCACAGUAGUCCAAGAAUUUAUCUACCUGCUAAGUUUGUUUGACUGUGGUAGUCAAUGUUAUCUACAAUAUUGUAGAUCUUGCUUACCUAGUGGCCCACUACAUCCCACAAACUGCAAUGAAACCAAGCCACUUAAAUAUGCUUCCUGUCAGCAUACAAUCUAGGGGACAAUUAAUUAGAAUAAAUAAGUAAAAGUUGAACAUUAUUGUAGUAUGUUCACAAAGGGGUUUUUUCCCCUGAGUUUAUGUUCUGGUUCUAUGGAGACUGCACAUUGUCUGGUGGCCAUAUGCUGGGUCCAUAAACUCUUUUCAUAAUUGUUUCUCUUUUUAGAACAGUGGUGUUGAAAUACUUCAGAGCCACUUUUUCCCACCAUAAUACAGCAAUCAUUCUGUUGGGGCAAGGUUAUGUUAAGCACUAAAACUGAUCAUAAAUAUGCUGCUUAUAACAUUCACCUUUCAGGGAAUUAUCCUUUCUUAAAGGUUAAACUGAAAGGCCUCCCUACUCUUUUAAAAAAUAUAUGCUUGAAAUUUAAGAUGAAAGAUAAGAAACAUGAAUUUGUAUGAUGAUAAAUGAUUUCUAAUUUUAAAAAACUCAAGAAAACAGCAAAAUCAAAAAGCACAUAAUUUUACACAGCACAAUAAUCCUGAGGAAGAGUUUAAAAGCAAAUGUAGGGAAAUUGUGGAUGUUAAUUAAGGUUUUGGUGUUCAGAUAAUUCCUCUGUGUUUUGGUGUAGCUUUGCUUGCUUCUUUAUUUAAGCUUUCCUUUGCAGUGCAUUCAGGCUUCAUAACCUGUUUUACCUUCAGAAUGCUGUCAUGUAGCGUCUUUGGUUUACCUUACUUUCUACUUGUGUUUCUAAACAAACAAACAAAACAAACAAAUAGAAACCCCUCCACUAUUGACUUCAAAACAGAAGUGUAAAGCUGAUCUCCGCUCCCCCCAAGAAAAAUAUUGCUGUUGAGGCAUAUGUGAAGCGUUCUAGCAAUACUGCACAUUAAAUAAAAUGAAGCCAAUGUUCAUUCUUCAGCAAGGGUUUCAAGUUAUUCACCUUUUUUGCUUCUAUGUACAUUCACCCACACCGUAUAGCUGAAUUUGUGCAGCUGCAAUAAAUUUAGCAUGUUCCCACUUCUGUGUUAAUUCAGAAAAGUCAUACAAAACAUCCUGCAUCUGUGUUGUUGUUUUUUAGUGUGGCUAUUUCCAGUAUAUGAAACAACUUUGACCUAGAAAGGGGCAAGCGUGUCCUUAUUAGAGUACCAUUAUGCUAAUUAAGAAGGAAGUUUAAUGCAGAGGACAAGUGCUGCUUUUACCAAGGCAUCCUUAACUGUCAAAUCAUGGAUUAGUUCUUGAAAACAAUGGGCAUAAUCUAGCUGCAUAAUUAACUCUCUUUCACUGAGAUAGGAUUCUAACAUGCUUAACACUGGCUGGGUUGCACUCAGCAAGACUAGCACUGAGUUCACCUCUAUCUGAAUGUUGCCAUUCACUAACACAGAGACAAUGGCCCCAGUUUAGAAGCGUGCAAAUGUAGCAGCUGAGGCUGAAUGCAUGUUGCCCUUUAAAGAGAACAGGAAUCUUAACAGUUGGCUGGGGGACAGGGUUGAAACCAUCCCUCUCCUCACCUCCAGAAUAAGUAAUUGCCUUUAAGGGAUACACACAUGCAGUUCUAGCUGUCAGGUCAGGCUAGAGAGUUAAGCAUGCAGAAUGCAAUUUCCUAGCCAGCUAAGGAUGUCCUUCGAUGGACAUACAACUCCCAGCUGGAUUGUUGCAGUGGUCAGGUUCUUGUUCAGAUUAUAUUAUACUAUAAUUUUUCCUGUUUCGAGGAAAAUGGAGGAAAGAGCUUCACUUUUUAUGUGUUUGGACUUUGCUAGCAAAUAUGCUUGAGGUGUGUGCACUGGACAAGGAUGAAUGGUCAUUUUUCAUUUCAUUAAUUACUAUGCAGUUUGGUUCACUGUGAGUAUAAUCUGUAUUCAGUAAAUCCACAGUGGUAAAGCCACUGAUUUGAAUUAUAAGGAAGAAGAACAGAGUUUAUUUACAUACAUGCAUAUACUGAAAUUCUUUGAUUGCGAAAAUGUAAAUUUGAGCCUUGUAUAAUGUUCUAGUCGUUUUAAAAUCCUAUAUAUGUAUAUUUAAAAAAAGAAAUAAAGUAAGUUCUUGUAAA